AUGUCAUUGGUGAAGCGAUGGGAAGCCUUGGGUUGCGGCCCUGAGGGAGCGAAGGGGUUGGAGACCUUCGUGUCCAAAUUGGAAGGCCUCCGAGAUCAGCUAUCCGAAGUUCGGGGAGCUCCUGUCUCGGAUCUGGAGGCGAGAGCUCGACUGUAUAUGGGACUACCCCGGGACGGGCAACUACAUGUAGAUCGCUUGCCGAGAUUGUCAGUGGCGACAUACAGAGACAUGCUCCGAGAGUGCAAGUCCUGGGCUCAGCUUACCUUGAGAUAUGGGGUAGAGAGUCUUGGGAUGAGAUCGAUGGCACCACUGAAGUUACCUACCAAAGAUCACACGGGUCCUAAGAAAGGCCAAACCGGAGCCCAUUUGGCCGAGUUGCACAACGCGGAGAUCGACAGUAGGGCAAGAGCCCAGGUGUAUGUUAGCGGCCUACCCUUCCAUUGGACCUUUCGAGAGACGAAGGGUUUGAUCGGUGAGCUCUCCAAUGGCGACUUGUCGGUGUAUGUUACCAUGUUGCCCAGGAAGGGCACUGCCAUCGUGAAGCUCAAGACCGAUGUCGAAGCUGAGAGAGUGAUACAAUUAUUGAACGGCAAGCAGAUUGGUGGGCGGGUUGUGUUGGCUAAGCACGAUAAGUUCGCGCAAAAGACGGUUGAUAGCAAUCCCCAGGUCAAUCUGAGUGAGGCACAGCAGAGAGUGUGCCAGUUAGACGACUCCUCAUCGGAGGAGAGUAGUAGCUCGGCGGAAUGUCAUAUCCUUGCAGUCGAGACCGGCGUUCUUGAUGAUAGCCAUUGGGCGAAUACCUCUUUGGAGGAGAGACUAUCGAGUCAACAGUGUCAAGAGCGAAUCGUACCGGAUAUUGUGGCGUUAUGCCAGACCAGCAAGGGUGUCGAGUCCGCUGAGGCUAAGAGCUUCGAGAGCAACAUUGAGAACUUCGAGA
Perkinsus marinus ATCC 50983 is the source of this 937-nucleotide messenger RNA. RefSeq lists its product as hypothetical. Lineage: Eukaryota; Perkinsozoa; Perkinsida; Perkinsidae. Gene Ontology annotation, molecular function: RNA binding. The transcript has a single exon. The record is from RefSeq and is a predicted model, not a curated record. The annotation marks the transcript as partial.